Messenger RNA from Ostrea edulis (European flat oyster), 5532 nucleotides. RefSeq names its product MYND-type zinc finger-containing chromatin reader ZMYND8-like. NCBI's taxonomy places the organism in Eukaryota, Metazoa, Mollusca, Bivalvia, Ostreida, Ostreidae. The record is from RefSeq and is a predicted model, not a curated record. Gene Ontology annotation, molecular function: DNA binding; protein binding. Bases 314 to 5185 code for a protein of 1623 amino acids. Gene Ontology annotation, biological process: regulation of DNA-templated transcription. The transcript is spliced from 27 exons.
CAUCUAAUUUUACCACAUGGUUCAACUUCAGGCAACAUGGUGGACUCAUAAGAGGAACACUGCAGAAACAGAAGUGGAGAGAAGAAAUCAGUUUGAAUUUAGACAGGUUAAGUCAGAAGUCUGCAUUAUUCAGAGUUUCCCUAUGUGGAGCCCCAGCAAGUUCUCUAGAUAACUAAGAAAGUUGAUAUAGUGUUUCCCUGUGCUGUGUUCUCAUUGGCUGACGGUGAUCUAGCUGUAGAUAAAGUGAUUCAGCUAUUGAUUUGGGGGGCCGCCAUGUGACUUUACAGAGAUACACUGAGACUGAACUGGAACGAUGAGCCAGAGGGUUGAAUCCCUCAGAAAUAGAGAUGAGAUCCCCCUGAGACGCCGCCCUGCCCCUCAGACACGGGAGAGAUCCAGAGAAAGAGAGAAGGAGAAAAAUGAGGCAGAAAAGGCUGGAGGGAUGAGAACCAGAUUAUCAACUGGUAGCAUACAUAUGAAUGGCACAACAACCAUUGCUGUUGCCAAGGAAAUUGAAAAUAACCAGAAGUUGCAAGGGAAAUCAUCCAAGGACACUACAGAAUCCCCGUUGAAGAGGAAGAAGACGUCCACCAGUGAGGAAAGAACCAGUGGAGUCGAUGUCAGUAAUGUUGGAUCCAACCCACCUCCCAAAAAACGCAAGAUAGGAAGGAAUGACGGCUCAGGGGAGGACAACCGUAAUGACUACUUUUGCUGGUUGUGUCAUAAAGAAGGAACCGUGAUUUGUUGUGAACUGUGUCCCAGAGUGUACCAUACCAAGUGUCUGGAGGUCAGCGGGGACCUUCCCAAGGACUGGGUGUGUCCAGAGUGUGAGAAAAUAAUGCGAGCAGAGUGUGUGGAUACAAGGUCAAAGGCCAUGUCCAUGAUUACCGUGGAUACGCUGUGUACGCUCCUCAAGUACGCCCUAGAGAGGAUGAAACAUCAAGGGAGUGACCCCUUCACCACCCCAGUGGACCUUCAAGCAGUCCCAUACUACACGGACUAUAUUUUCAAUCCCAUGGACCUGACCCAGUUGGAAAAAAAUAUUAAGAGGAAGAUGUACGGAUGCACUGAGGCCUUACUAGCAGAUGCCAAGUGGGUCCUGCACAACUGUAUCAUUUUCAAUGGAUCGGCCCAUAAAUUAACUGCCAGUGCCAAAAUGAUCAUCAAAAUUUGUAAACAUGAGAUGAAUGAGAUUGAGUUGUGCCCGGACUGUUAUCUGAACUCCUGUAUACGUAAAAAUGAUGAGUGGUUCAGCGAAACCUGUAGAACUCCGCACACCUUAGUAUGGGCCAAGCUGAAAGGUUACCCAUUCUGGCCAGCCAAAGUUAUGAGAUAUGAGACAACUAAUGCUUUAAGAGAAGUGGAUGGACAGGUUGAUGUCAGAUUCUUUGGAGCACAUGACAGAUCCUGGGUUCCAACCUCUCAGGUUUUUAUGCUAUCCAAAGAUAUUCCCACCCCCGCGAAAAACAAAAAAGGUGGAUUUGAGUACGCCAUGGAGGAAACGGAUCUUCAUAUUAAGAAAAUCAGAGAGAAGUUUGGUCGAUUUGACUAUGCUCCAUUCAGAACACCAUAUGACAAAAACCAUAUAUACUUCCACAACAAGAUGAAGAUUCCAGCGAAAACUGUUGUCAAAAAGUCCUCCAAAUCUGUUUUCUCAGCCGCCUCAAACAAAUCUGCUUCUCCAAUAAAAAUGGUGAUCAGUCGCCAAAUGUCGGACAGUAAAGGAAAUGACAAGCAGUCGUUGGUGAUGAAACGUGCCUCGGCCGUCAGGAACAAGUACAGCAGUAUUAUCACAACUCGACGGGGAAUCAUCGAACCUACACUGGUAGCAAAGGCCGAUGUACCACCAGGUGUCUUUUCUGUUAGUUCACCAGAACUUAGAAAUAGUGAGAUUAAAUCAGAAAAUACUGCAAAUAUUACAACAGCUAAACCCAUCGGAGUAAACCGCAAGAGUGAUAUUGUGGAUAAGAUUCAGAGUAAGAUUGAAGCCAUGAGUGAAGGUGAUGAGGAAGAAUCUAAAGAGGAACCUGAGCUCAGCUCUGUCACUGAUCCCUCCACCGUUAAAAAUAGUGCUAGUGGUAGUAAGGAAGGUGAUAUUGGGGACAGGACUCGAAGUGAUGUUCAGAAGAUGGAGGAGGAGAGUGAAAUAAGUGAAACUGAACAUGACUCUAUUCUUGAUCCAUCUACUGGACAAAUUAUAUGUAGUGCUGAAUCUCAAGACAUGGACGUGAAGAAUCAGAAAGACGAUAAAGAUUUUGUCGAAAAAAAGACUCCUGAAGGAAAUCAAGAGGAGGACUCAAAAAAUGUGAAAGAAGAGGAAGGAAGUCCAUUUUCUAAGUCCAAAGUUUCAGAUGCUUCUCCAUCAAAGAAAGAAUAUCUGGCAAAACUUCAGAAAACAAUUCAGACUUGUAAAGACAAACUGGGGAUUUCUGGGGACAGUCUGGAGGAACAAGAUGAAGAACAUUCCUCCCAGGAGGAAAGUGAGGAGGAGGAGGAGGAAGUGGAGGAAAAGAAUAAAGAAGUGGAUACAGAGGAGGAUUCCCAAGAGUUGUCAGAGGAAAGCAAGUCAUCAGACGAGAGCAAGGCAUUAGAGGAAAGCAAGUCCUCAGAGGACAUCAUGUUAUUAGAUGAAAACAAGCCAUUAGAUGAAAACAAAUCAUUGGAGGAAAGCAAGUCAUUAGAUGAGAGCAAGUCAUCAGAGGACAUCAAGUCAUCAGAUGAGAGCAAGCUAUUAGAGGACAGCAAGUCAUCAGAUGAGAGCAAGUCAUUAGAUGAGAGCAAGUCAUCAGAUGAGGGCAAACUUUUAGAGGAUAGCAAGUCAUCAGAUGAGAGCAAGUCAUUAGAUGAGAGCAAGUCAUCAGAUGAGAACAAGUCAUUAGAUGAGAGCAAGUCCUCAGAGGAGAGCACAGACCAGGAACAUGUUUGUAGCAGCAGCACUGAUGUAAGUACAAACAACAAGAAAAGGGAGAAAAACAUAUUUGAGUUGAUGGAAACUGAAUCAGUCCCUGAAAGUGAGUGUGACAAAACCACAACAACCAAAGUUAGUGAAGAUCAUAGAACUACAACAACUAAAGUUAGUGAAAAUGACAAAACCACAACUGAGAAUACUAUUGAUAAUCAAUCUUUAGCCAAAGUGGCAGACACAACCAACAGUGCUGAAAGGGAAGUAUUGGAGGGAGCGAUGGAAAACAAGGGUGAACAAACCACAGAAACGGUGAGAGGUAAUGUGUUGGAGGAAGACUUGAUAAACAUUCCCGACACAACAGAGAUGGAGGCUGAAGAUACUGACACGCCACUGCAAAUGGAAGUGGAGAGCGAGGAACCUGAAAAAGAGGUGGAGAAAUCUACAGAGAAUGUGGGAAAGGAAGAGGGUCAAAAGGGUGUGACCUCAACAAAGGUCACACUCUCCAAAUCGUCAGAGGGAGGAGUGUCACCAAAGGGGAAGGACCGAUCUGGCAUUGUGUACCGACAGACAAACAAAAAACCUGUCCAGCCGCCAAUCAUUCUUCCCAAGCCCGCCCCCUCCAUUGUCAGCUUGUCUUCCGAGUUCUUCCAGACAGCUGUGGAGAAAUCCCUCCAUCCUUCCCCAUCCAAAGUGCCAAAUCAAAACCCUACCAUUGCAGUCCAGGCUAAAACUGCCAAGGUCAUAGAGAGCGCCAGUAGGACUCCAGAGCAGGCAAAAGCCUCGGUGGAAGAGCCUCAGGCCCCAGGGCCAGCCCUGCCUCCACCGACCACAGUCCACAAAGAGCUGCCGCAAUAUGCCCAGGAUCUUGUCAAGUCGUACUCAGAAAAGAUGCUGACCAAUAUGAAGUUGUCUCUGGAGGAAAUAUGUUCUGAUAUUAUAUCCAAGGCUGACCACCCAAAGCCUCCAGAAAUGGUCAACAUGGAAAGAGAGCUUGCUCGCAUUGACUGGGAACAGAAACAACAGAUAGCUGAACUCAAGCAUAAUUUCCAAUUGACUGUGGCCGAGAUGAAGACCCUGUGGGAAGCGGAAAAACAGCGAAUCAUAGUGGACAUGAAGGCAGCUCACACCAAAGAUCUCGAGAAGUCCAUCUCAGAAACCAAGAAAAAACAGUGGUGUGCGAACUGCGGUAAGGAGGCGAUAUUCUACUGCUGCUGGAAUACCAGUUAUUGUGAUUACCCCUGUCAACAGAUUCACUGGCCCACCCACAUGCCGGUCUGUAUGCAGACCCAGAAUAACACCAACGACACAACUACCACUGAAGGAAACAACCAAUCCAACAGCUCAGGCAGGUCCAGCACCCAUAGCAACCAGGGAGACAGACAGCCUCAGUCCUCCGGAAUGACUGGGGGUCAGCCGUAUAGCAACCAGGGAGACAGACCGCCUCAGUCCUCCGGUAUCACUGGGGGUCAGUCGUCAUCAAAUCCAAUGGAAAUUGAGAGCGAUGAUUUUAGAAGAGCUACAAGGGAAAAUUUGACAAGCAUUCUUCAACAGCAACAACAGAGAAUGCAGAAUCCCCCAACCCAGCCAAUGGCAAACAUCCAGUAUAUGUCAGGGGGCGGAGCUAAUUCGAUGGCCCCACCCAACAUCCCACCUCAGUAUUUACAACAACAGAGAAUGAUGAUUGAUGAGGCAGGACGUAAGAAGCCUAACUAUUACUGGACGGACACAACAAUGGAUCAGGCUGUGUCCGCAGUAUUAAAGGACGGAAUGUCCGUCAACAAGGCCUCCAAGAUCUUCAACGUCCCACGCAAAAUUCUCACGGAGAGGGUAGGAGGCCGGAUGCCCCUACCACAGUCUGUGACAGGGAACCAGCCUCUGACCACCCCACCUGUUCAGUUCCAGUAUGUGGGACCACCACAGUCCAUAGUUCAACCACCCUCAAGUGUUCAACCCCUCAACCCCACUCAACAGGCUAUGAGAAUUCCAGGACCUCAGACACAGGUAACACCACAAACAAUCAUGGCUCCUGGACAUCAAAUCAUGCCUUCUGGAGGGUCAAUCCUCUACCCCAUUCAGAUCUCACAACCCGGCUCCUCCUCUCUGAUGACCGGAGGGCCAGUGGUCAUCUCCCAAAACAGUCCUCAAAUCCCCCCACCUGGAUCUAUGAUUGUCUCGCACACGGGGCAACAUGCCCCACAAAGACCUCCUAUGGUGGUCUCUCAACCCAACCAGCACCCACAAACCAUGACAAACAAUUUGGCAUAUCAUGGCCGAUUUUAGUAGCUGACUUUACAGCCGAUUGUUUUGACGAUGUUUCAUUCUACAUUGGAUUCUCAUUUUCUGUCUAAACGCGUGGCUAAUGAAGUCCCUUUAGAAGUGGUCCUCAAACUUUAACCAUCAUUGAAGAUGCGGCAUUGUCUGAAUUUUACACUUUGUCCAUUGAGGGUACAAAUUGUACAUGUAUUAAUUUUUGUUAAAGAAACAUAAUUUGAAUGUUACUUAAUAUGACCAGUACAACCUGUCACAAAGAACUGCAUGUCAUUUGUAUUACAAUUGUUAGAUAUUGUUUUAAUAAAGUUAUGUCCAAGAACCAUUUCUGUGAUCAGUGGUCCUCAGGAACUACAGAU